Molecule: messenger RNA, 2664 nt
Organism: Daucus carota subsp. sativus
Lineage: Eukaryota; Viridiplantae; Streptophyta; Magnoliopsida; Apiales; Apiaceae
Exons: 2
Coding region: 936-2522 (528 amino acids)
Cellular component (GO): intracellular membrane-bounded organelle
Source: RefSeq, a predicted model, not a curated record
CGUUAAAAAUGUUAGUUGAUACCAUUUAGCGAGUAAAUAUGAUACAAGACUAUGAGUUGAACUGUUACAUCCAUGCAAGCCAAACUAUUUGUAACUAAACACUUGAGUUCUUGAAACAUUCAGUCUUCAAGGUGAAAAUUUUCAUAAUAUCCUGCUUUGUUAUAAAUAAUGUUGAGUUCUGGCCAAUCUACAUGGCCUCGUAUUCUUGUCUUGUUGAUUCUGUACAAGUUGACAAUUUCAGCAAGUAAAUCAGUCUCUUACACCAAACACUGUGCUUCUGUUGUCCCUGAGGCAACUCCAACAACUUAUGAUACAAAUGUCACCUUUUCUGAACUGGAUACCUUAAAUUCUUUUGUGCCAGAGGGUCGAAGAAUCUUCCGCGAGAAUUCUUCUGUAACUUCUCUCAAUUUUCGCUCAGUAGGACGUAUCUAUGAAACAGAUCUUAAAGGUGUUUACAAGAUUGAUGCUGAGUUGAGAAUACGGGUUUAUAAUUAUAUUGAUGAUACUUAUGAUUUUGUGAGCAUCUCGACGUCCUAGGAGGUUUGAACGGUUGAUACAUGGAUUCUGGUCAGAGUCUUCUGGGAAAGGCUGCUUAGUGGGAUCUGCUCCUUGGUACUCAAGUAAAGUAUAUUCUGUUCCGGAAGUAACUUGGUAUGAGUAUAAGUUAAUAUCUGAGGAAACUGUGAAAGAAUACUAUGUUUUUCAUAAUGCUGAAUAUUCAGUUCCUGGUUCAAAACUUGGAAAGAUAUGUUCGUUUUUCAACAAAAUGCAUCUCUCUGAUUUUUCUCUGGAGUAUGCGCGCAGUUGCAACAGUUCUUUAAGGAAUUGUUCUCUGCUUGACGGAGUAGAUAAAUAUUCGCCUGGUUAUGUUUCCUUGUAUAUCAUUCAAUGCAAUGAAUACAGAAAGAUGAUGCGGCUAUGAUGAGAGGUAUGAUAUGUUGGAUCCCAACACAACAUUAGUUGGGGAAGGAUUGUGGGAUGAGAAAACGAAUUCUCUAGUCAUUGUUGCUUGCAGGAUUUCAAGUUCCAGUUCUUCCGGAGAUGCUCAUCUUGGGGAUUGUUCAUUUCGGUUAAGCCUGUAUUACCCUUCAGUAUGGUCAAUUAAAAACAGGGACAAAGUUGUGGGACGGAUUUGGACAAAUAAGACUGCACAAGAUGUAGGGUACUUCGACCCGAUCAAUUUCAGGAAUUCUGUUGGAUUCAUAAAAGUGCCUGGUUUUAAGUAUGAAUACACUGAAAUUGAGAAGGUAUAUAAGCUAUGCCCAAAGAAGGCUCUUACAAGGGGAGAGAGAUACCCAAGUGGAGAGUUCUAUGAUAUGAGGUUUGACAUGUCUUUGCAAGACUCAGAGUAUAUUGGUGGGGCUUCUGCAAAACCGAUCUUCAUAGGCAAUAAAUCGUAUCUGGAUUAUUCUGUUUUCAGAACAAACUCAAGACAGGGAGGUAAUGGAGAGAAUGUAAAAUCCGAAGUGGAGUUUGAGAAUGUUGUUUCGGAUAAUGUUCAAUUGAAUGUUAGUUACAAAUUGGGGAUUUCAUUAAUGAGUGGUGUUAAAUCGGGAUCUGGCCGUCAUUCUAUACUGCAUACAUCCUUCAGACCACACGGUUAUAUAAUUAUAUCUGCUGAAGGAGUUUAUGAUUCUGGGACAGGAUCCCUUUGUAUGACAGGCUGUAGAAAUCUGGCCUUUCGCAAUUUUCAGGACUGUGAUAUAGUCCUGCAUUUCCACUUCCCCGGAUCAACCAGGGCUAAAGGUGGUUUUAUGAAGGGUAGCAUACAAAGCACAAGGAAUCAAAGUGACCCGCUUUUCUUUGAGCAGUUGAACAUGACAUCAUCCGCCUCCACCAGUUCUGAGGAACGGCAAUCCUUAUGGAGGAUUGAUUUAGAGAUCACAAUGGUUUUGAUCUCGAACAUGAAUGCAUGUAUACUAGUAUCAGUUGCUACAAUGGUAGCCUUCAUCAUGCAAUUCCGUCUCCUUCAAUUAGCCUGGACUGCACGACAUGCUGGCCAGAGUACUGAUCCGGACAUAUCAGUUGCUGAGAUAAAGACUUUACUAAUUUUGUUGCCAAUAUACAUUGUUGGUGGGAUGGAUGCAUAUCUUUUGAAAUGGGAGAAGUAUAACUAUAGCAAGUCAUCGCGUGCACUUAACUAUUCACGAGUUCAGUACCAGCAAUAUACUCUCUGGGGAUAUUUGAGAUCAUAUGCUACCCUGAUACUCGAUGGCUUUCUCUUUCCCCAAGUCAUUCUCAAUCUAUUCCAGAUGUCAAGGCAAAGUGCUCUGUCUAUGCCGUUUAUCCUAGGAACGACAUUGGUUCAUUCAGUUCCUCAUGCCAACCACCUUUAUGUCAACAACUAUGUGUACGCAAAUCCUAGUGCAGAUUUUUAUUCUGCCGCUUGGGAUACCAUCAUUCCACUGGCAAGUUUUUUGCUCGUUGCGGUCAUAUAUUUGCAGCAAAGGUAUGGUGGCCUUGUUAUUCUUCCUACGAAAUUCAGGGACUUGGAAUUAUAUGCAAUAGUGCCUGAAGCUUAAUGGCAAUGUUGCUUCUCUGGUUUAGUAAUUUCUGUAAUGUAUUGUUGCCGUCUGCGGGCUUCUGUAUAUUUAACAAGAACUUCUUGUCCUCUCUGAAUAUUGUUUACUUCUUAAAAUUGGAAUUAUGAUUGCUUUUCUGUUU